Myxozyma melibiosi is the source of this 704-nucleotide messenger RNA. Its product is annotated as Pre-rRNA-processing protein TSR2-domain-containing protein. Lineage: Eukaryota; Fungi; Ascomycota; Lipomycetes; Lipomycetales; Lipomycetaceae. Gene Ontology annotation, cellular component: nucleus. The coding region runs from base 79 to 531 and encodes 150 amino acids. Gene Ontology annotation, biological process: maturation of SSU-rRNA from tricistronic rRNA transcript (SSU-rRNA, 5.8S rRNA, LSU-rRNA). The record is from RefSeq and is a predicted model, not a curated record. The transcript has 3 exons.
AUCAAGGUCUCUACGCCGUUGACCUUUGAUCUCUGAACCUCUUUAAAGUGAUUGAAGAUAGAAAUCAAAGGAACAAUAAUGGCAUCGGCAAACAUUGCAAAGAACCAGCUCACAACACCGACGCAGCAGUCGCGGUUUGAACUCGGCGUGUGCAUGGCAGUCUACGCUUGGGAGAUCUUGACGGUCGCAGUCCAGAGCGGAUGGGGAGGUCCAGAUGGAGCGGAUAAGAGGGAUUGGAUGACUGGCUCGAUUGUUGAGCUUUAUGAAUCGCAGGAUGAAGUCGAUUCUGAGGAUAUCGAGGCCCGACUUUUGCAGGUUAUGGAGGACGAAUUCGAAGUUGCAGUCGAGGAUGACUCCGCUUAUAGUGUGGCCGAGCAAAUCGUCCGGAUAUUCGCGCAAUGCAAGGAAAACGACUUUUCGCUUGUCGACAAUCUGUAUCAGAAAUAUCUUGCGAAGCAGAACAGUAGGUCGACCUCUGCUCCUGUCCAGGUUGUUGAGCAGGCUGAGGUCUCGGAUGAGGAUGACUACUAGUGUGACGUGCUGAUUCUGUUGCGUGUGUAAUUGUAUGGUGAUUUUCGGCGUUUUGUUUUCUCGUUGAGUGUUGUGAAAUUUGUGUGGUGUGCAUAUGGAUAGAGAAAAGUUUUUGUUCUACUUUACUUUCAUCUUAUCAUUGAAUUAGUUUUUAUAAUAAAUUGAAUCCAACA